This is a messenger RNA of Naegleria lovaniensis, 3360 nucleotides long. RefSeq lists its product as uncharacterized. The record is from RefSeq and is a predicted model, not a curated record. Gene Ontology annotation, molecular function: ATP binding; protein kinase activity. Gene Ontology annotation, biological process: protein phosphorylation. NCBI's taxonomy places the organism in Eukaryota, Heterolobosea, Eutetramitea, Acrasida, Naegleriidae. The coding region runs from base 1 to 3360 and encodes 1119 amino acids. The transcript is spliced from 2 exons.
AUGAUGACGGAAACAACAACACCUUCGGAAAAGAUUUUAAAUCAUGUUGUGGCAGUGGAUGAUGAAACACUUGUACUUUACAUUCAACCCUCGCCAUCUAGGAUGUUCAAUUUCAAAAAUUUCAAUAGUUAUAACAUGAAUAAUUGUACAAAUAUUCUAACGCCAUGUGCCUCGUUGGCGGAGGCUCUUCAAUUUGCUCAAAGAAAUACUAGUUUUACAAAGGUGUUGUUAAAAUUGAUGAACGACAGUGAUGGCAAUGUGACGUAUGGAAGCGAACAAUGUCUAAUUGAUGUGAAUGGAUAUUUUCGACAAGUGACGAUCACAUCUCUGAAUUUACAACAAAUCAUCACAUUGGAUUGUAAUUAUCAGAAAUUGAACAAACAUUUAGGUGCAGCAAAUUUGGUGAUUUUUGGAAUUAAAUUAUUCAGAAUGGAUCUAUGGUUGAUGUAUCCAACAAUCUUAAACUUGGAUGUGACAGGUGUGGAGUUGAAUCAUGUCCGUAUUUUAGAUGAAGAUGUGACAACAAUCACACCACUUCUAAAAACCAUUACCAUCUCUCUUAGCUCGAUCAAAAAUUCAACCAUUUCUGUUCAAAACAAGCGUUGGAUUGAAAUCAAAAGCUGUGACGUUUCAAACUCGAGCAUGUCCUCUAAAAUUUCAUCUAAAAUAUCAUUGACCUAUUGCAAAAUUGAUAAUUUUCAAUUUACAGUUGAUGAUAGGAUAUUGGCACUAAGACAGUUGAAUAUUGAUUUCAGCAUCAGCUAUUGCCGAAUCAUCAAUUCCACUUUUAUUAUUUAUGAAUUUAACAGCACUAUUUUUGAAGAUGUACAAUUCUAUGGCACUAAUAUUAUCCAGCACCUAUUUUCAUACGAAACAAAAUAUUCAAGAGUUACAGCAAGAGAUAAGGCAAGCUUUAAAUUUCAUGGCGUCACAUUUAUUUCGCUAGGAAAAUGUACAUUUACCGAUUUGGAAGCAUUGGACAAUUCUAACAAGUAUAUUAUUAGUGUCGAAACUACUUCAGGAUUACUUCUUGAUGCUGUCACGAGUUACAACAAUAGAGCUCCACUUUUUUAUAUUCGAGAAGCACAAGGUAUUCGAGCGUAUGAUUUAAAUUUCACAAAUAACGUAGGCCCAUGUAUGACUGUGAAAUCAAACCUAUAUGAACCUGUACCUGGCCUGACGUCUUCCUUUCAAAUUUAUUCAUCCACUUUUGAGAACAAUUUUUGUACGACUGAGGAAUGCAAAGGAGGAGCUCUUCAAGUCGUUUUUUACUUGCUUCACAUUCAAUCCUCUGUAUUGAGAAACAACAGUGCUUUUAAUGGAGGAGCCAUUCAUGUUGAGACGGGUCUUCUUUCAUUAUUUAGUGUGGAAUUCAUUCAAAACGUUGCGAGAUCCAAAGGGGGUGCUGUUUAUAUUGGUUCUGGAACGUUUAACAGUGCACCCCUUAGUAUUGCAUUUAAUUGCUUGUCCAAUAUUGCAUACUAUUCAGGAGGAUGUAUCUAUUUUCACUCACCCAUACAAUCACCCAUUAACUGGAAAGACGUCAUCUUCAAUCAAAACGAGGGAAUGUCUUAUGGAAAUGAUUUGGCAGAGUCAUUACAUUCCAUUCGAUUCGAUGUGUCUAUUCAGUACGCAUCUGGUAAUAGCUCCAGUUUUCGAAAUAAUCAAGUUCCUGAAUUAUAUCUGUAUCCUGGACAAUUAGUUUCUAGUAUUGAAAUAACGGUAUGGAAUAACGUAUCUGAGAGAGUGAAAUUCUUGGAAAAUCCGAUAAGCUAUCAAUUGGACGAAUCUAAAAAUGCAUUGCUCAAUUAUGACAAGAACCCCAAUAAUUCUCUGGCACUCUCAUCAUUGACCGUUGCCAUUUUCACACCAAAUGUUCGACAAGUAUUUCCAUCGAUUUAUCUUGACACCAAUACAAGGAUUGAUACAAUUGUUCACAUUGAACCAUGUCCUCAAGGAAAAAGUCUUGUCAAACAAGACGUGUUAGAUGAUGCAUGGAUUUGUGUGGAUGAGCCGUAUAUACCCUAUGAAACCAUCAUUGCUGUAGCCUCAAUUACCUCCAUUCUAUUAUUCUCAUUAUUUCUUCUUGCUCUGUAUGCAUUGUUUCGUUUAAUUAGAAACAUCAUUUCCAAACUGAAACGAUUGGAGAAGAAGGAGAAAGCUGAAAAGCUCAUGGAGUCAAAACUUUUGGAAAAACGAGUCGUGUUAAUGGAAGGACAUGACGAUCAUGAAUCUGCUCUCAGCAAUUCCAUAACACCUUAUCACUCACUUGGUGAAAAAUCACCAUUAGUUGUGAAUCAUCACGACGGUGACAAGCAGGAUUCAUCCCAAUCGAACAAUGGAAGUUCCUCAAAAAAAAGCGUCUCCUCUCACACCUCUCACCAUGCACGAGAAUAUUCACAAUGGAUCAUUUCCAUUGACGAAAUCGAAAUUAUGAAACGAAUUGCAGACGGUGCAAAUGGUACCGUGUAUUUGGCAAGUUGGAACGGAACUAAGGUUGCAUUGAAAACUCUCAAACAUAGUGAUGAACCUCUCGACGCUUCUAGUGAAGAUGAAGAAUUCGAACGAGAAGCAUCUCUAUUGGGAAGCAUUCGACAUCCGAAUAUUGUACAAUUUUUUGGAGUGAUUCUUGCAGGAAGCAAAAAGUAUAUGGUUGUGGAGUAUGUGGAGAGAGGAAGUCUCGAUCGAUUAAUCUACAAUUUGAAACAUGGAUUUGAAAAGAUGACUCUAUUUCAGAAAAUUGAUAUUUUGUUUGGAGUUGCAAAAGGAAUGAAUUAUUUACAUACACUGAAACCAAAGGGAAUUAUUCAUAGAGAUUUGAAACCUGGAAAUAUUUUGAUUGACAAUCAUUUCACAGCAAAGAUUUGUGAUUUUGGUUUAAGUAAGGCAUUGACAGAUUCCAAUUCAGCAACCACGAAUAUUGGAACAUUGUCCUAUAUGGCUAAUGAAAUGAUUGAAGGAAAUUCCAACUACAAUCACAAGGUAGACGUCUAUAGUUUUGCAAUCAUCAUGUGGGAAUUAUUCUUUGAAGAGACUCCAUAUCUGAACUCGGCCUGUGAAAAGCUUUACAAAUUUAUUGAACAAGGUGACGAUGUUUCGAGGUUUAAUGUCAUUGUAAAAGUAUUGAAAGGUGAGAGACCAGUGAUACCUUUUCGAAACCAUGAAGAAAUGAGAGAAUGGAUUUCCGUGUAUUUGAUAGACCAAACCAACACAUUACAAACAUCGUUGGAUAUUUUGUGUGACGUGACACAAGAAUUCGUUUCAAUCAUGACAUCUUGUUGGAAUGCCAAUUAUUCAGAAAGGCCUGAAUUUAGUGAAGUGUGUUUGAGACUUUCAAAAUUAUUAGAGUACUCAAAAUAG